This is a messenger RNA of Durusdinium trenchii, 636 nucleotides long. NCBI's taxonomy places the organism in Eukaryota, Dinophyceae, Suessiales, Symbiodiniaceae. The record is from the annotation of a GenBank genome assembly.
AUGGCAGAUGGAAGUGACGAGGUCAUUCGAGACUACACUCCGGAUCCCAACGCGACGUGGCGAAAUGGGAGACCGGACUACUUUCUAGUAAAUCGGACCUUCUUCGACCAUCGAUCGCUGGAGCACGAAGUAGGCUCACUGGAAGCGGUGGUCAGCAAACUGAUAAAGAACUGGGCGGUGGAAGCCCAUCACGUUGCAGACGUUCAUUUAUGGAAGACUAUGGACAUCUCCAAGUUUCAGGCUGCUUUAAAUGGAGCAUGCCCGUUCCUUGCCCAACAAAUGUCAGACUUGGGAUCGUGCAACUUGUUCCUGGGUCAGACAAGAGAAUACAAUUGCCGCAUACAUAGCUUUGAGACAGCUCAGAAGAUCUUCCGCACUGCAUUCCCGAUGGGCUUCGCCUGGGAAUGCCUUGAGGUGUUCUCUGGGCCUCCAACUGUGGUCUUCAAAUGGAGACACUUUGGGAAGUACACUGGCGUUUUCACUGACAAAUCUGGGAAAAAGUACAAAGGCAAUGGAAAGAUGCUCAGCAUCGUCGGCAUGUGCAUUGCAAAGGUUAAUGCUGAACUUCUGAUCUCGGGCCUAGAUGUUUACUACAACCCGGACUCUUGGGAGGCAUUUGCUUGUGCACAUGAAUGA